UACGCUCAGGGUAGUCCAGGUAUCCGGGAGGCCUGCGCGGUUCUGCCGGCCCCCAGGCGAGGAGGUUCGUGUUGCUUCCGAUGCCGUGCGUGUAUGUUGUUUGCCACCCCACAGUCGCUCCCGCUGCUCCAACUCCCGCUCCGCAAUGAAGACCUUCCAGGUGACGGCCGCCGUGGCGCUGCUGCUGGUUGGCGCGGCCCCCGCCCAGGCGGCCGCCGACGGCCAGAACCCACUGGGAAAGGUGUUGGAGCUGCUUGACUCCUUGUACGCUAAGGUGGCGUCCGCGGGCGACGCGGAGCAGAAGGCCUUCGUCGAGUACACCAACUGGUGCGACGAUGCAGCGAGCAACAAGCGCAACGAGAUCAAGACCGGUGAGUCGAAGAAGGGCGACCUCGAGGCCUCCAUCGGCAAGCUGAGCAGCGACAUCGCCGUGUCUGAAGGCAAGAUCGAGGAGCUUGUGGCGAGCAUCGCGACCCAGACCAAGGACCUGACCGACGCGACGGUCAUCAGGAAGAAGGAGGCAUCCGAGUUCGCUGCGAACGAGGCAGAGCUGAUGGAUGCGAUCGACACGCUUGGCCGGGCCAUCAGCAUCAUCUCGAAGGAGAUGUCCAAGAACCCUGCGGCGUUCACCCAGGUGGACACCUCGAGCUUCAAGAACCUGAUGAAGGGCCUCACGGCCAUCAUGGAGGCCGCCUCCUUCUCCGCAGCCAGCCAGCAGAGACUGACUGCGCUCGUGCAGGCCAGCCAGAGCUCCGAGAGCGAGGAGGACCCCAUGGGCGCGCCCGCGGCGGUGGUCUACAAGACGCACUCCACCGACAUCCUGGACCUGCUCGAGGACCUCAAGGAGAAGGCCGAGGAGGACCUGGCGGCCCUGCGCAAGGCCGAGACCAACACGAAGCAGAACUUCGAGAUGCUUGAGCAGUCUCUCACCGAUGCGAACACAAACGACAACAAAGACAUGGCGGACGAGAAGUCGGCCAAGGAAGCAGCGGAGGAGGAGAAGGCGGCGGACACCAAGGACCUCGAGAUGACGGUCAAGGCCCUGGCGGAUGCGAACUCCGUCUUGGAGAGCAUCAAGAACGACUGCAUGCAGGUGGCUGCGGACCACGAGGCGACCGUGGCCGGCCGGAACGCCGAGCUCAAAGCCAUCGCGGACGCCAAGAAGAUCCUGGAGGACACCACCUCCGGGGCCGUGACGCAGAGCUACAGCUUCGCGCAGCUCUCGUCCCGCCGCGCGCAGAUGCGGACGUCCGUGGACCUCAAGAAGGCGGAGGUCAUCACCGCAGUGCAGCAGCUGGCCAGACAGUACCACUCCUCGGCCCUCGCGCAGCUCGCAUCGCGCAUGCAGGCGGUGGUGCGUCUCGGCGCUGCUGCCGGCGAGGACCCCUUCCGUGAUCGGGGGAGGGGCGCGUGGUGCCGGAUCACGGACCUCAUCGCCAAGCUGGAGGCGGAAGCUUCCGCGGCCGCCGAGGAGAAGGCGUACUGCGAUGAUCAGAUCGCCAAGACCGAGGAGAAGAAGAGCGAACUCGAGGAGGACAUCUCCACGCUCACCGCGAAGAUCGACAAGGCCGUGGCGACGUCCACGUCCCUGAAGGCCGACGUGAAGGAACUGCAGGGAGAGCUGGCCGCGCUGGCCAAGCUGCAGGCAGAGAUGGACAAGAUUCGCCGCGAGGAGAACGCAGCGUACACCAAGGCCAAAGCCGAGCUCACCCUCGGGCUGAGGGGCGUCCGCGAUGCGCUCUCCGUGCUGCGAGCUUACUACGGCGGCGCCGCCUCGAUGCUGCAGGGUGGCGCGGACGACGGGCAGCCCGCAAAGCCCAUCCUGCACUCGGCGGCCUCGGGCGCCGGGAGCAGCAUCGUGGGCAUCCUAGAAGUCGUCGAGAGCGACUUCGCGAAGAAUCUGGCGCAGGAGGAGUCCGAGGAAGCUGACUCGCAGGCCGAGUACGACAAGGCCACGCAGGAGAACAAGGUGACCAACACCAUGAAGUCCCAGGACGUUGUGUACAAGACCAAGGAGUUCAAGUCCCUCGACAAGAGCGUCGCGGACAUGACGAGCGACCGCUCGGGCAAGGGCUCACAGCUCAAGGCCGUGCUGGAGUACUACGCCAAGGUGAAGGACCGCUGCAUCGCCAAGCCCGAAAGCUACGAGGAGCGCAAGGCACGCCGCGAGGCCGAAAUUGCGGGGCUCAAGUCGGCGCUGUCGAUCCUGGAGUCGGAGACCUCACUGGUGCAGCUGCACGCAAAGCGGCGCGGCAGCAGGGCCACAUCCCUCAGGGCCGCGUCGCUCUGAGGGCGCCGCGGCGCCCCGCUGCUGUCACAGAAGAGACUCAGUUAGGGGCUUCUGCAACGGAAA
This is a messenger RNA of Prorocentrum cordatum, 2353 nucleotides long. Lineage: Eukaryota; Dinophyceae; Prorocentrales; Prorocentraceae. The record is from the annotation of a GenBank genome assembly.